UACGAGCCCACGUGUCACUGUGGGAUGAGCGAUUCGCCUCAAGCUAAAAGACCAAAACUAGACGAAGAGCUCGCAUCCAGCCAGAACGGAAGCAUGUCUGAAGGGCAAGAUAUUGACGAGGGACUUUACUCACGACAAUUGUAUGUUCUUGGUCAUGAGGCCAUGCGAAAGAUGGGUUCUUCUGACGUUCUCAUUUGUGGAAUGACGGGACUAGGCGUAGAAGUUGCUAAGAAUAUUGUACUCGCUGGUGUGAAGUCAGUAACCAUCCAAGAUAAUGUCAAGGUGAAACCUGCCGACUUGUCCUGCCAGUUCUUCAUACAUGAAGAAGAUAUUGACCAGCAAUUGUCAAGAGCUCAAGCUUCUCAUGCACGAUUGUGUGAACUAAAUAGCUAUGUACCUGUUAUCUGCUAUGAUGGAUUACUGAGUGAUGAAUUUCUUAACCAAUUUGAUGUGAUAGUCAUGUGCGAUAGACCUUUGGAAGAAGUGCUCGGUGUCAGUCGCUGUUCCCACCGCCAUAACAAAUACUUAGUUGUUGCUGAAACAAGAGGACUUUUUGCACAUGUGUUUUGUGAUUUUGGUGACAAUUUCAAAGUUGUUGAUACAAAUGGUGAAGAACCAUUGUCGAUAAUGGUUAAUCACAUAACCAGAGACAAAGAAGGAGUUGUGACCUGCACAGAUGAAGCACGACAUGGACUAGAAAGUGGUCACAAAGUGACCUUCUCAGAAAUUGAAGGCAUGGUGGAGCUGAAUGGCUGUGAACCUCGAGAGGUGAAAGUGCUUGGCCCGUUCACAUUUAGUAUUGGAGAUACAAGUGACCUAUCACCAUAUGUAAGAGGAGGAAUUGCUGCUCAAGUCAAACAGCCUGUGAUAGUGAAUUUUAAAUCAUUGAUGGACUCAAAUGCAGAGCCCGAGUUUGUCAUUUCUGACUUUGCUAAGAUGGACAGAAGUUCUACUUUACAUAUAGCGUUUCAAGCAAUUCACUCUUUUGAAAAUCCACAGUCUGGAAACAAGGAUGAGGAUGCUGAUGCUUUUAUCAAGAUGUGUCACGAGAAAAUGGAAAAUGAGUACACAUUCAAGGUUGAGAAGUUAGAUGAUGACCUCCUGAGACAUUUCUCAUACAACUGUGCUGCACAGCUUUCUCCUAUGACUGCAUUUAUUGGUGGAAUUACGGCUCAGGAAACGCUGAAGUGUAGCAGUGUUUCAUUCUUUCUUGCAAGUUUUAACUGGAUACAUUGACAUCAACUAAAGUUUGUUCCAGAAUUAAAGUCAGUUGCGACUUUGGGGAGUGGCUUAGGAUACCUAACACUCUAAAAUG
Molecule: messenger RNA, 1315 nt
Organism: Corticium candelabrum
Lineage: Eukaryota; Metazoa; Porifera; Homoscleromorpha; Homosclerophorida; Plakinidae
Product: ubiquitin-like modifier-activating enzyme 1
Exons: 12
Coding region: 25-1236 (403 amino acids)
Biological process (GO): DNA damage response; ubiquitin-dependent protein catabolic process; protein ubiquitination
Cellular component (GO): cytoplasm; nucleus
Molecular function (GO): ubiquitin activating enzyme activity
Source: RefSeq, a predicted model, not a curated record